GUCGCAGCCGUAUCUCAGUAAGCACAGUUUUCAAAGGCCGAACCGCACGCGCCUCUCGACCGCGGCCGACUGCACGUGAAAAUGAGAUCGAGUUUCUAAAUUUGAAUAUUUAUUUAUUUUAAUCACCCCGCUUCAAUACGCUUUCCUCAGUGGCCUGUCCUUAAAGGUUUUAUAUUGUGUUAAUUGAUAUUUUUUUUAUAUUUAAAUAACGAAUACGUAACGAUGUUUUUAUUAAAUAGAGUUCGUCCCAGUGUUUUUGUUAUUGUGUCCCUAGUUUUACUAGCUAGUGCACAAAAACCGUCAAAUGGACAUCGAGACGUCGGCCCCCAAGAGUUGGCGAGGCAGAAUAAAAUUACCCAGCAGAUCCUGGAAGCGUAUAUUCAGAAGAAGUUAGGACUGGCCAGUGGGAAUGUGAGAGCUCCUUCUAUAUUUGACAUUCUGCCGGUAAAGAAAACUGAGGAAAGGACAAUAAGAGAAUCGGUUAAAGAAGUACAAAAUCUGGAACCAGAGGAGACAGAAAUGCAAGAUAUGCCUGAAAUGGCAGAUCCAGAUCCACCAGAAGUCCAGGAGUACGGUGAAGAUGACAGUUUACAAAGCGUUGAGAGCGAGCAAAUUGACUCCAUAUAUUCUGAAGGUAGGAGUAAAAAGUAUAGCAGUCAUUCUUAUGAAGGCGAGUCGGAGAAUAGUUAUCAUUGCUCGAGUUGCAGCGAAGAUGAACUGGGCGUGACCCGGUGGACGAUGCCGUUGCUGAAAUCAGGAGAAAAGAGAUACUACUUGGGAAUAUUCUUUAAGGCAAACUGGUUCAAAGCGCAACAGUACUGCAGGUUCCACGGGAUGCAUCUCGCCUCCAUCUCGUCGCAGGAAGAGAACGACAGGCUAGAGAAAUACGUCAGAGAAUCUGGCUAUGGCCGCGAACACUUUUGGACAUCGGGCACUGAUUUAGCUGAAGAAGGCAACUUCUUCUGGAUGGCCAACGGCAGGCCCUUAACCUUCGUCAACUGGAACGCUGGAGAACCGAACAACUUUAGAUAUGAGAACGGAGAAGAAGAGAAUUGUUUAGAGCUCUGGAACAGAGAUGACAAAGGGUUGAAAUGGAACGACUCGCCGUGUUCCUUCGAAACCUACUUUAUCUGUGAAGUUAGGUCUGAUUAAUUAUUUAAAUGACUAUGUCACUACUGGAUUGGUUGUUUGAAAUGUUGACAGUUUUAAUUAAUUUUACUGGUUAAUUACAACUCUCUCGACAAACAAAGGCGUUUUGUAAUGCUAGUCACCCACCAUCAUAAGAUAGGUCCACAUGUCUGUAAAACUGAUCGUGUGUUGGUCGCGACGUGCGUGACAUACACAGAAUAAAGAUGAUCCAGAAUGAGUCUUUACAAGCAGCGUGGUGAAGCCGGUGAAAGCCAUAAACAACCCAAACGUCACGCGUCUCUUUGACAUCCGCAUAAACAAAUUUUUUUUCAUAAUUUAUAUUUCAAAAUUUAACACUAACAAAAAUUACGUAAAUUUCUAUAAUAAUCAAUAAUUUGCAAUAAAAAAAUACUUCGUCUUAUUAGUUUAGUUUUUGUGAACAGUUUUUAAAAUAUUUAAAAACAUAAGACGCCAUUUUCCUUGAAUAAUAUUGAAAAUUACUCAUGCGACGCUUCGUGUCGUACUGACACGAGAAUAUAUUCGUUUUUGAAUUUUGUAUUUGGAGCGGCUACGACACCGUCGUACUCCGUGCGCUUUAUCUGCCUAUUAUUCUUUAAUCUGUGGUGUCAUAAUACAGAUCGCGACUAACACAUGGUGGUCGGCUAGCAUUAAACUGUAAACUGCUUUUACUUCUGCCAGCCUAGUAGUUUACAUAUAAGAUGUUGAUAUAAUUAAUUACAUUUUGCAUUUUAUAUGGCACUAGCAGACCCCCUGCGGGGAUAAAAUACUCGUAUAGCCCUCUCUCUCUGAUAAUCUCUCCCUCUCUGAUAAUCUGGCUUCCCUUGAAUUAAAGAAUGUGUGAAAUUGGUCUAGUAAUUUUUGAGCCUAUUUCUAAGAAAUAAUCAAUAAGAAAUAUUUGAUUUUUUGUUUCAUACUUACUUACUUCUUUAAAAAUACUUCAGAUAAUUUAUCCACGUAGACUUGAAAUGGCAAACCUUAUAGUUAUGGUUCAAUUAUGGCCCAAGAAUUUAUAUAAAAAUUAAUGAAAACAUUUAUUUAUACUUAAUAAACGGUUGUUUGUACCUAAUAGUAUACCUGCCUGUUAUUUCAAUGAUUUUGCCAUUAUUAUUAUGUUCAUAGGUAUUAAAUUCUUUAGUUUUUCGCCAUUUUUAAAUCUGAAUUCAUUUUAAAAUGGUGACAGCGUGAUCUAUAAAUUCGAAAGUGAAUUAAGAAUAGUGGCUUUGUUACACUAACUUUUAAGGUCGCAUUGAAGCUAAGAUGGAUAUCGUUACGUUUCUACCUACGGGUAUAUAAUACUCGUAUAGUUUGUUUAGACGAAUUUUACGAGUAUAUAAUACUCGUAUAGUUUGCUUAUACAAACUUUGAUUUUGCUUUCAAGUUAUCUUUAUAAAAUUUUGCAUCAAUUUUGCAAAAACAAGUUACAUCUUAUGCUCUUACGUAUAAUAUUAUUCUAAACCGCUAGAGCGGUUUCAUUUAAAUACAUUUAAAGUUCAAAAUAUUCUUUACCUAUUGGAUAAAGUAAGCCUGUAUACAGAUACGCGUGUUAUAAAACUGAUAAUGUAAUUAAUAAUUAUAUUUCCAGAAAAUACCAAAGUGUUAUAUAAAAUGCAAAAAUCGUUGUUAAGGCUGGUCGCAUAUUUAGACAAGAUGGGAAAGAAAAUCGCAAAAUGAAAAAAUACUGCAUAUGUAUACAGAUGAAGUAGAAAUUUUUAUUAUUGGUCUUGUAAAUUUAAUAUUCAAUAAAAAGGAAUGCCAAUAUAACUACAGUUGCGUAAUAAAUAACCUAUUUUAUCUUUAUUUAAUAUUGUUACCCUAAAAAGGUAAUAAUAGUAAUAAUAGAAUAUAAUUUUGCGAUGUAUUUUUGUCCAUCUAAGUGUGCGCCUAGCCUUAUAGUUUACAUUGUUAUGUUGUGAUAACAGACGUAGUGUGCUAGAUUUCGAAUUUACAUCUCGAAUCUUUUCUUAUAAUUUCAUAUAAAAAUAACCAUCUUGAAUUAAGUACUGACUAUAUGGCGAAUCAAUUCUCAUUCAAAUAUGAUAUUAUUAAAUUACAAUUAUCUUUACUGAAUAUUUUAAUUCAAUCGACGUUUUUUCAUCUAGACAUCUGCUCCUUGCAUGGCGUUUAAAAAAAUCAACGGCAAAUAAUCGUGAUGAUCUAUUGCAUGUAGGCCUAAAUAAAAAAAUUACGUAGAAUCCUUGUUUAUUCUUAUUAUAAAAAAUAAUAACUUAUUUAUAAAUGCAUAAGAAAAUAUUAUCAACAUGUAACUGAAUUCAUUGGGAUCCUUCUAUGAUUCAUACAUUCCAAGGUUAAAAAUCAAUAUUUAAAUUAUCAACAACUUCAUAAUAUCUACCUUAAUUUUUUGUCCCGCUAAUUGCAAAAAAAAAACAUAAUAACUUUUCCAUUUUUUGUUUAAUUUUUAUCGCCAAGUCAGUACUUAAAGGUCAAAAUAUGAAUUGGUCAGUAAGGUGACUUCGGUUAAAUGUGAAUUGCAUCAAUAUUUGAAAAUAAUAUUCAAAAGUUUCUGCAAUGAACGUCAAAAUUUGUUUAUAAUAUUUAUUUUAUAAGGUUCGGUAUACACAUCCGGUCACCAAACGGUUGUGUUUUUUAGAUACAGUAAAUAAUACAGUUGUAAAAUUUACCAAAAACGCAACAGACGUAUAAAUUCAAGAAGAUAAUUUUAUUGCAAAUAAAUAAUAACUAUAUUUCUUUUUUUAUGCCAUAAAGUACGUAUAACAUACUUGAUUAUACACACUAUUUAUUUAUUCUAACUACCUUUAAAUUUUGCAAUAAUGUGAUUUAUCCUAACACAUAAAUAAUAACUCUUAAAACAAUCAUUAUGUAACGUGAACUUUGAUUUAUAUCUACAUAUAUGACAGCUACAAAAUUAGCAACACCAAAAACAUUGUAGGCAACAUUGUUAUUUCACUACGAACAAGUCAUUUAUUGACUUUCACAAAUAUGACUUCAGUAGAUAAAUAUUGAAUGUGAAAUGUAGAUACUUCGUUCUAUUGUAAGCGCAGUAAAUGACAAACAACUUCCAAAUUGCUAAAUGUGAUGGCCUAUUAUACUUAGGCCUAAGCACAAAAAUAACGUAGGAUCCUUGUAUAUUCUUAAUUCUAAAAAAGUAAUAACGAAAUAAAAUAUACUUAUUUUUUUUUCUAAUUUAAAACUUAUUUAAAAAUGUGAAAUGUAGAUACUUCAUCUAUUGAAAGCCGAGUAAACGACAACCAAAUAGAGCUCCAAUAGACAUUUUUACAAAUCCAAUCAACGUGUCGAUACAAUCGAAACUGGAGUGUAUCCGGACAGUGUACACCGAGCCGAAAAGCUAUCAUAUCUAAUCGGAUGGUCGAUGUAUAUUAUGUACACAAUUAGUAAAGUAAGAUGGAAUCAAAAAAAUGUAUUUUUUAAGAAAAACGAUCACUGCCUAACGAUCUUGCCCCUUGUUUGCUAUGAUAUUGAAUUCCAUGCAGUGUAAUUUAUGACAUGAAACUUGACUUUAUGAAACUUCAUUCAAUGCGUUUUCCGGCAGAGGUGUGCAAUUUAUAGAUGCAAAUAAACACUGCCUUCCUGCGAAAUUUUGUUUGGAGAAGAAAAUUUUCAUUUUGUGCAAUAUUUACGUAUUUAAAAGUACACUGUUUUGCGUGUAUUUAAUGUCAUAGCAUCGGGGCUUUUGUUAAGAAAAUGUCCAAACCUCAGGUCCAACGGGACACGCGUGUGUCCAUAGUCAAACGUAGUGGUUAAAUACAAUAGUUACCUUAGUAUAUCUGUAUAAAUAGUUUUAAGGAACAAAAAUAAAAUAUAAAAUUGAA
This is a messenger RNA of Bicyclus anynana (squinting bush brown), 4958 nucleotides long. RefSeq names its product C-type lectin 37Db (gene tfc). Gene Ontology annotation, cellular component: external side of plasma membrane. Gene Ontology annotation, molecular function: carbohydrate binding. The transcript is spliced from 6 exons. Gene Ontology annotation, biological process: biological process involved in interspecies interaction between organisms. The coding region runs from base 223 to 1152 and encodes 309 amino acids. The record is from RefSeq and is a predicted model, not a curated record. NCBI's taxonomy places the organism in Eukaryota, Metazoa, Arthropoda, Insecta, Lepidoptera, Nymphalidae.